Molecule: messenger RNA, 738 nt
Organism: Ailuropoda melanoleuca (giant panda)
Lineage: Eukaryota; Metazoa; Chordata; Mammalia; Carnivora; Ursidae
Product: interleukin enhancer-binding factor 2-like
Exons: 1
Biological process (GO): positive regulation of DNA-templated transcription
Cellular component (GO): catalytic step 2 spliceosome
Molecular function (GO): double-stranded RNA binding; DNA binding
Source: RefSeq, a predicted model, not a curated record
UUUGGGUCUCGGGGAGGCCCUGGCAGCGGGUUCCGACCUUUUGUGCCUCACAUCCCUUUUGACUUCUACGUGUGCGAGAUGGCUUUCCCCCGGGUGAAGCCGGCCCCUGAUGAAACUGCUUUCAGCGAAGCCUUGCUGAAGAGAAACCAGGACCUGGCUCCAACAUCUGCUGAACAGGCUUCUAUCCUCUCACUGGUAACUAAGAUCAACAACGUGAUUGACAACUUGAUUGUGGCACCGGGAACAUUUGAAGUGCAAAUCGAAGAGGUUCGCCAGGUGGGCUCGUACAAGAAGGGCACCAUGAUGACGGGCCACAACGUGGCGGAUCUCGUCGUGAUCCUAAAGAUCUUGCCCACACUGGAAGCCGUUGCCGCCUUGGGGAACAAAGUCGUGGAGAGUCUGCGGACCCAAGACCCCGCGGAAGUGCUGACCAUGCUCACCAACGAGACAGGCUUUGAGAUCAGUUCCGCGGAUGCGACGGUGAAAAUUCUUAUCACCACCGUGCCCCCCAAUCUACGCAAGCUGGACCCGGAGCUGCACCUGGAUAUCAAAGUGCUGCAGAGUGCCCUGGCUGCAAUCAGGCACGCCCGCUGGUUUGAAGAAAACGCCUCUCAGUCCACGGUGAAAGUUUUGAUCCGACUCUUAAAGGACCUGAGGAUGCGGUUUCCCGGCUUCGAGCCUCUCACCCCAUGGAUUCUUGACUUACUUGGACACUAUGCCGUUAUGAACAAUCCCACU